AUGACAACCGACCCCCUCAGCCCAGCCUCAGUGCUAGGCUCCAUGGUCGAAGCCCUCCCCACCCACUCCAAAGACGACACCACCUCCGACCUCAGCUCCUCCCUCGACGCCAUCACCCUAUUCAUCCACAGCUGCUUCACCAACCUCUCCUUCCGCCUCCUCGGCCUCAACGAAGACCAAAAGAUCGAGUCCGAGUGCGCCAAGCUCGCCCCUCGCCUCCCCCCGCCAUGGAACGCCUCCGCCAGCUCCCACAGCUUCGUCUACGCCCACCCCCAAUCCUCCAUGCAAUUCGUCAUCCGCAUCGACCGCCUCGGCUCCAAGAUUGAAGUCCGGGGGUUGGCCACCGGAGACGAACGCAUUGCCCGCUUCGAAAUCACACCCAAAGAUUACAUCUCCAACGCCUCCCUCCCAGUCCGCAUAACCAUGACACCCGAAGGCAACGAAGACCGCUCAGACCUCUACUCCAAACUCUCCAACGUCUUCAUAUCCGAAGCACGUAUAACCGACCUCGUCUCUUUGCUCAAAAUCUCCAUCAUCCAACGGUUGAUACCAUCCCUCCAAAAAGAGGGCUAUCAAGAAGACCCAGCAGCAUCAGCCACCCGUCUUGAUCCUAACCCCCGUAGACCACAAGACCCCCCUCACCUCCCCCCACCAGCCCAACCAAACCCUUACCCUGCCCCUGACCCGCUCGCCAACCCUCCCCCAAGGCCAAUCCCAGCCGGUGACUUCCCGCCACCUGACUUUGAAGAUGAAUACGAAGUCAACCGACCCCCUCGAGGUCCCCUCAACAUGCCUGGUGGGAAUUUCGGAGGGCUGGGACAUAACGAUUUGUACCCUCCCGGCCUGGGACCGGAUGAUCCCAUCAGAGGCAGCUUUGUCGGUCCGGGCGGGCUAAGGAGACCAAGUGGGCGCGGAGGGUUUGCAGGGGGUGGUAUGCAUCCCACGUUUGACGAUCCGUUGUUUCAGGGACCGAGGGGAGAGGGAGAUGGGAGCUUUAACGGGCAGGUUCCGCCUGGGGCGAGGUGGGAUCCGCUUGGUCCGGGGGGCCAGCCUAGGUUUGGGGGUGGGAGACCGGGUGGUGGUAGGGGAGGUAGUGGGUUUGGAGGGGGAUUUGGGGGGUUUGGGGGUGAUAUUAUUUGA
Podospora pseudocomata is the source of this 1140-nucleotide messenger RNA. RefSeq lists its product as uncharacterized. The transcript has a single exon. The record is from RefSeq and is a predicted model, not a curated record. NCBI's taxonomy places the organism in Eukaryota, Fungi, Ascomycota, Sordariomycetes, Sordariales, Podosporaceae. Gene Ontology annotation, biological process: proteasome-mediated ubiquitin-dependent protein catabolic process. Bases 1 to 1140 code for a protein of 379 amino acids. Gene Ontology annotation, molecular function: endopeptidase inhibitor activity; proteasome binding.